Messenger RNA from Didymodactylos carnosus, 510 nucleotides. The record is from the annotation of a GenBank genome assembly. Lineage: Eukaryota; Metazoa; Rotifera; Eurotatoria; Philodinida; Philodinidae.
AUGGCUUCAACUGAAAAUUUGUCAAAUGCCGUGUCCGGUAAUUAUGACAAUGAAUUUUUGUGUUCAUUACAAUCAUUAUUAGGUAUAUCAGAUGUUGGUCAUGUAACACCACCAAAAACACUCCAUCUACCAUCAAUAGUAGAUGAAUCAUUUCUGAAUUCAUUACCAAAUGUGGUUAUUCAUAAUUUAUUAAAUAAUGAAUCAAUAAAUUAUUUAAUGAUGAAUCAUACCAGCAUAAUUUUGAGUAUUUUCGAUGUCCUGUUAAUUAUUAUGUUAUGCUUGACCAAUGCGUCUGAAUAUGCUGAACAUUAUUCACCAAAUUUUGAUUUAAUUUUUAAAUAUGGCGAUGAUUUAAGACAGGAUAUGUUAGCGUUACAAUUCAUUCAUAUGAUCGAUAUGAUUUGGAAAGCGAAUGGAUUAAAUUUAAAUGCAUUAUGUCGUUGGAUUGUCAAACAUAAUCAAGAAGAAGCGCGAUUGAAAAGUGCAAUCGAACCAUUUACACAAUCAUAG